Molecule: messenger RNA, 498 nt
Organism: Eremothecium cymbalariae DBVPG#7215
Lineage: Eukaryota; Fungi; Ascomycota; Saccharomycetes; Saccharomycetales; Saccharomycetaceae
Gene: RPL12A
Product: 60S ribosomal protein uL11
Exons: 1
Coding region: 1-498 (165 amino acids)
Biological process (GO): translation
Cellular component (GO): ribosome; cytosolic large ribosomal subunit
Molecular function (GO): large ribosomal subunit rRNA binding; structural constituent of ribosome
Source: RefSeq, a predicted model, not a curated record
AUGCCUCCAAAGUUUGAUCCAAAUGAAGUUAAGUUCUUGUACUUGAGAGCCGUUGGUGGUGAAGUUGGUGCUUCCGCUGCCUUAGCUCCAAAAAUUGGUCCAUUGGGUUUGUCCCCAAAGAAGGUUGGUGAAGAUAUCGCUAAGGCUACCAAGGACUUCAAAGGUAUCAAGGUUACUGUCCAAUUGAAAAUUCAAAACAGACAAGCAACUGCUUCUGUUGUUCCAUCUGCUUCUUCGUUGGUCAUCACUGCUUUGAAGGAACCACCAAGAGACAGAAAGAAGGAAAAGAACGUUAAGCACACUGGUAACUUACAGUUGGAAGACAUCAUUGAAAUUGCCAGACAAAUGAAAGACAAGUCCUUCGGUAAGAACUUGGCUUCUGUUACUAAGGAAAUCCUAGGUACUGCUCAAUCUGUUGGUGCCCGUGUUAACUACAAAAACCCACACGACAUCAUCGAGAGUAUCAACGCCGGUGAAAUUGAAAUUCCAGAAAAUUAA